UUACUUUGGAAAAUGUUGACCAAGGCAGUUUGCGUGCUCAAUGGCGAUGCCAAGGGCACAAUUUAUUUCGAACAAAAAUCCGAAAAUUGUGCCGUCAAAAUCACAGGUGAGGUGACUGGAUUAUCGAAAGGUCUACAUGGCUUUCAUGUGCAUGAGUUUGGCGACUCCACAAAUGGUUGCACAUCCGCCGGAGCACACUUUAAUCCCCACAAGAAACAGCAUGGUGCACCCACAGACAACGAGCGUCAUCUGGGCGAUUUGGGAAACAUCAAUGUCGAGGGAGGCCCAGGAGCAACAAAAAUCAAUUUUUGCGAUUGCCACAUUACGCUCUUUGGCGUCAAUAGCAUCAUUGGACGCAGUUUGGUUGUCCACGCCGAUCCUGAUGAUCUUGGCAAAGGUGGACAUGAGUUGAGCAAAACAACUGGAAAUGCUGGAGCACGCAUUGGCUGCGGCGUCAUUGGCUUUGCAUCGCUCGCAAAUUAGUUUUUAUUAGUUAAAUAUAACAAUCAAAAUAAAUUAAACUUGAACAUUGAA
Molecule: messenger RNA, 534 nt
Organism: Drosophila sulfurigaster albostrigata
Lineage: Eukaryota; Metazoa; Arthropoda; Insecta; Diptera; Drosophilidae
Product: superoxide dismutase [Cu-Zn]-like
Exons: 1
Coding region: 13-483 (156 amino acids)
Biological process (GO): removal of superoxide radicals
Molecular function (GO): copper ion binding; superoxide dismutase activity
Source: RefSeq, a predicted model, not a curated record